AUGCAGUCAAACAAGGAAAAUACAUCGGUCUGCUCUCGAGACAAAAGUAUAUUGGGAUCAGUUUUAGAGAAUUCGAAACAUGAAAACAAAAGCGUAUGCAGUGUUUGUGAAGACAGGAAGAAGGAAGAUGGGACCGAUCGGGACUCGAACUGGGAACAAGUUUAUAAGCAAGAUGAAGUUAAUGGUGCCUCUCUUUCUAGGCAAAAAUCCAAGGAUAUGAUAAAAGAGGAGGCUAUUUUACUGAGGGCUUCCAGAUCUCAGAUUAACAUUCAUGCCUCGUUACAUGAUCAGAUGGAGCAGGCACAUUUGGCGGCACACUUGCCGAAGGUUUAUCUACCAUGCGGAUUUGGACCCGUGAAACCAGAUAAUGGUAAAGUGUUCUUCUUUGACAUCGACAAUUGCCUAUACAAAAAAUCGACUAAGAUCCACGAUCUCAUGCAGAUCUAUAUCCAUAGAUAUUUCAAAAAGCAUCUACAUCUAAACGAUCAGGAAGCUUAUAGAUUGCACAUGAAAUACUACAAAGAAUACGGAUUGGCAAUUGAGGGAUUAGUUAGAAAACAUAGAAUUAAUGCUUUGGACUAUAAUAAAGUAGUGGAUGAUGCCCUACCACUUGAUCGGAUCCUCGUGCCGAAUUCAAAACUUCGAAAACUUCUCAUCAGACUCAAACGGGAGGGCAAGAUUCAAAGGCUGUGGUUAUUCACUAACGCAUACAAAAAUCAUGGCUUGAGAGUCAUUAAGCUUCUCGGAUUAGGCGAUUUAUUUGACGGCAUGUCAUUUUGUGAUUACUCGCACGUGCCAAUGACUUGCAAGCCAAUGAAAAGUGCAUUUGACAAAGCUCUGGAGGAUGCCGGUGUCACAGAUCCCCGCAAUGCAUACUUUAUAGAUGAUUCGAGUAUCAAUGUUGAUGCGGCUUCGAAAUUCGGUUGGGGCCAUAUCAUCCAGUAUAUAGAGGAUGCCACAGCCGACGAAAUAUCGAAAAGAAAAACCGAGAACCCAAACAUAACGAUAAUUAGAGAUAUCGUUGAACUUCCAAAGGCCUGCCCGGAGUUAUUUUAG
Messenger RNA from Brettanomyces bruxellensis, 1056 nucleotides. RefSeq lists its product as uncharacterized. The record is from RefSeq and is a predicted model, not a curated record. Gene Ontology annotation, biological process: pyrimidine nucleobase metabolic process; nucleotide catabolic process. The transcript has a single exon. Gene Ontology annotation, molecular function: nucleotidase activity. Lineage: Eukaryota; Fungi; Ascomycota; Pichiomycetes; Pichiales; Pichiaceae. Bases 1 to 1056 code for a protein of 351 amino acids.